This is a messenger RNA of Amyelois transitella, 6036 nucleotides long. It is a transcript of the gene Lac, whose product is annotated as lachesin. Gene Ontology annotation, cellular component: neuron projection. Bases 91 to 1197 code for a protein of 368 amino acids. The record is from RefSeq and is a predicted model, not a curated record. The transcript is spliced from 10 exons. NCBI's taxonomy places the organism in Eukaryota, Metazoa, Arthropoda, Insecta, Lepidoptera, Pyralidae.
ACGAAACGUCGGUCGGCGAGUCGGUGACAAACAAGUCAAAAAUCAAACGAAAGUUUUUGUUGUGAGGUGUGGUGAAGCGUUGUUUGAACGAUGGCGUUUUUAAAAUCCAGUAUUUUAGGACUCUUUCUGAGUUAUAUUGCUUUUGCUCAAGCCCAACGUACCCCGACUAUAUCGCACAUCACUCAGGAACAAAUCAGGGAUAUCGGAGGUCAGGUCGACCUGGAUUGCUCGGUUCACUAUGCCAAUGAAUAUCCUGUCAUUUGGGUAAAAUACGACAGACUGAAGACCACAGAAUCGAUCCCGCUCUCCUCGAACGCUGGACUCAUCCUGAGGGAUUCACGUUUCUCCCUAAGAUUCGACGAUGCAACCGCAACUUAUACACUCUCUAUUAAAGAUAUCCAAGAGAACGACGCGGGCUGGUACCAGUGCCAAGUCCUGAUCUCCUUGACCAACAAGAUCACGGCCGAGGUGGAACUCCAGGUGCGGCGGCCGCCCAUCAUAUCCGACAACUCCACCAGGUCUCUCGUCGCCAGCGAGGGGGAGAGCGCUCAGAUGAACUGCUAUGCCGGUGGAUUCCCGCCUCCGAAGAUAUACUGGCGUCGUGAGAACAACGCCAUUUUGCCAACCGGAGGAUCCAUUUACAACGGUAACGUGCUGAAAAUCGCGAACAUACGCAAGGAAGACCGCGGCACGUACUACUGCGUGGCGGAAAAUGGAGUCGGCAAAGGUGCAAGGAGGAAUAUCAAUUUGGAAGUGGAGUUCGCGCCGGUGGUGACUGUACCCAGGCCGAGAUUGGGACAGGCCCUGCAAUAUGACAUGGACCUGGAGUGCCACGUGGAGGCUUACCCGCCGCCGGCCAUCACUUGGCUGAAGGACGAGUUUGAACUUUCCAAUAACCAGCAUUACAGGAUAUCUCACUUCGCGACAGCUGAUGAGUUCACAGACACCACGAUAAGAGUUCUCACCAUUGAAAAGAAGCAAUACGGAACGUUCACUUGCAAGGCGCAGAACAAGUUGGGCUCAGACGAGGGUCAAGUGCAUUUGUUCGAAACCAUAGUUCCCGUUUGCCCGCCCGCCUGCGACCAGGCGCGCUAUGGCGGCGCCGCGACACUAGCGCCAUCUGUUAGCGCCGUGACUACGCUUUUGGUUGUGUAUACCGCGUACGCUGUUAGGAGAAUCGCCAAUACCAGACAUUAAUUACAGUGGUUUAAGACCGGACCCUCUCGUGUAUGGGUACCCUAACACGGCGAGUACUCAUCAAGCACAUAUCUUAUUGUUCACGUAUAUAUUAUAUUAUUAUGUAUUUCAUUAACGGGACGCGCCUUCACACCUUUUUGUUCAACCCUUUGGCAGCUUACAAAGAAUGUGUCCUAAUUUGUAUCACGAAUCAAAAAGAUAUUAUAUAAUACGGAAUAGAUGAUCUACAUAAAAUUAAAAUACGAAUUCAAAUAAAAAAUAAUAAUAAAAUAAAAAUUCUACGUGGGGCGUUGAUAUGAGUUGACGGAUUUUCAGAAGUAAAAUCUUACACAUAAAUCAUCUUAGAUAGAUUUCGGAAUAAUACAAGCCUAUAGAAGCGGCAAUUACUUGUGAAUGUGACGUAGCAACUGAUAGUAGUUAGUGACGCCUUAACGUUUAUCUCAAUUUUGGGAUCGAUAUCUACAUGUCGAUGACGCUUACAAACGCUGUUAAUUUCAGGAACAAUAUGCCAUUUCUAUUGUUUAACAUUGUUCCGAUUGCUAUCUUGCCUUUUCGUAGGCGGCCCUGGGUACCUUCCUUAGGACGUUUCCUGGACAAAACAAAAGCCAAGAAAAUAAAUUACGUUAGGGCGCGUCCAUUCUCGACUUUAAAAAAUUUAAGCAAUAAUUGUAUCAAUUGUAUUGUAACUAAUUUUAUUAAGAAUGAUAUCUCAAUCAAUUUUUACCAAAUUAUUAUUUUUGUAGUGACAUUUUUUAUUAUUAUUGUAAGCGUGUAUUAUGUAAGUUGACGACAAAAAUGCCACAAAUUAUACAAUUUUAGUGAAAUUUGAUAGGAAAAUAUUGUACUUUUACAAAGCAUACUUGUUAUAGUUUAUUUCUAUGGUGACAAAGAAAAAACAUUAGGACGAAUUGAGAACCACUUUAUUUUUCGAAGUCGGCCAAAAAGGGCAUUGACCUGUAUAAUAUCUCGUACACAGACAAUCUUAGUAAUCAUUUAAUUUCAAUAUUUACAUUUAAAUUCCUUACACGAUUUGGUCUAUAGAUUCGAAAUGUCUUAUUGUUUAACUUAUGAAUGUGCAAUGUGCAUUAUCUGUCUUUCCAAAAUUUUGGGGUGUGCGUCGCACUAAGAAGAGGUACGUAAUAAUGCGAUAUAUUGUUUGUAUGUUUGUUACCACUUAACGAGUUAUCUAUUGAAUUAAUCUCCUUAAUUUCUUAUUCUUAAUUUAUAUAUGUAUAAUUAAGAGUCUGGAGAAGGAUAUAGGGUACCUUUCAAUGCGGUAAAAACUAUAGCUGCCGUGGAAUUUGCGAAAAACCUGUAUUCUUUUGUAGAUAGCGCUUAAGCGUAUGUUUGUGUAUUUUGUAAUUAUAUUUUUCAUCAUAACUGCAAAAUAUUCUUUACUGCUUCGGAAAUAAACUAUAACAUGUAUUAAAGAAAAAAACUUUUAAAAUUAAAUAAUUUUCAGAACCAAUGUUUAACAAUGUAAUGUGACUUAAUAUGUACCUACAAUUAAUUUUAUACCACAUUGGUUAUAAAAUAUAGUUAUAAAAAAUAACUAUUUGAAGAAUCUCAAAAUUGUAUUAAUGUAUUUCAGGAAUCUCAAUUUACAUCUUAUACUUAUCUAAAAAAAUAUUUUAAGUAAUAUUAAAUUGGUGACUCCAUAUAUUUAUGGGUCGUUACCAAAUUAAAUCAAAUCACUCCCAAUUAAAAAAAAAAGUGGCCAUAGUUGUAAGUUAUAUGUUGUGAUUGUUCUAUAUAAGACUCAGUGUUUAAAAAUUAAGUCCAGUCUAAUUUGUUUCUCACUUGUAAUAUAAUUUUUUUGGCAAUUUGUCACGCGUAUUGCCUUGUGGGGACGAAGGAGGCUUCGAAUCAAACAAUAUUACUGGUGGUAAAAGAAGACUUAAACGCAAAGAUUUCACCGUGUUCUGUGAGGCCAAAAAUUAUGACAACUUGCCUACUAAGUUUCAAAGUAAUUAGCUCAAUAAAGCUGUUUUUUUUACGAAUAAUGACUGAUAACAGAGAGAAUAGAAAUAAAUAUAGCUUAUUUUAAAAAUUUCGCGUUAAUCUAUUUAAAAAUAAUACAGGUAUUAAACGCGCACGUGAAGGCACCUUUAUUUUAUCUCGUUUUUUUACGUGUCGAAACAUGUCACAUUUGUAAUACAUACAUAAAAUCACACCUUUUUCCCUGAAGGAUAGGUAGAUACUAUAUCUUUCCACUUGCCACGAUCUCUGCAUACUUCCUUCGCUUCAUCCACAUUCAUAACUCUCUUCGUGCAAGCUCGGUUUCGGGUACUCCUGACCUGACCCUUUGCCAGGACGUCCUUAAUUCGUUCAAGAUACGUUCGUAAUAUGUUUAAUACCUGCUUUAUUUAUAAAUAGAAAUUAAAUUGAAAGAUUUUUCCCAAUGUCAGUACCUACCUACAUUGAAAAUGAAAAAAUGAAAAUGCAUUUAUUUCUUUAACUACAAAGUGUACACUAUACAUUGAUAGGAUUUUCUAUUUAGCAAAGUAUGCCUGUAUCAGAAAAUCGUGAUCUUGUACAUUGUAUCUUUUUGAUAGUCUUCUGUCUUUUGACAAGUGAAAAUUGUACGCACACGCACAUAUCAGGUUUUAUACAAACACGCAUUGCUGUGAAGCAGUGAAUCCAAAUAAAAUUGAGAUUAAAAAAAAAUUACAGAUACAUAUGAAAUUUUAUCAAAAUCUUUUCUGUUAUUUCGGGGUUAAUCUUUUACCUAUGUCGUGACAGGAGAUUUUUUUUUAAAUUAUGAAUAACAAUAUGAUUGAAUUACAUAUACUUGACAUCUACUUUGAAAGUUGCUGAUUAAUACGUGUGUUAAAAUAUAUAUUUUAAAAAAAACGGACUAAAGGAUGAAAAGAUAACAUUAAAAAUAUAAGAAUAGAAUAGUAUGUAACUGUGUGUACUUUAAUAUUUUUAUACCGUAUUUUGUAUAGAAUUUUACUGUUUUGUACAAUUUUUUAAUGAGACUUGUCUAUUUGUCAGUACUUAGUUGCUUACAAACUUCACUGUCAUAGCCUACUAUCUGCAUUUAAGGUACCUCUUCUUUAAAACUUGUCAUAUAAACUAAAUUACACAUUAUAUGAUUACACUUUUCUACUUGCGUAUUAGGCAGAGAGUACAUCUUUAAAAUUAAGGCACUAUCCCUUCAUACUUUUGCAUCAUUCACGUUCAUCAAUCUUUUCAUGCAACCUCGUCAAUUUUGGGGUUCAUUGCCCGAUUGGAUCUAGAUACCACACAAACUUAAAACUUAAGUGGACGUGUUUGUUAAAGAUUGCUAAUGACAGAUAAAUCUUUAAAAAAUUGUCGAAUCAGUAUAUAUUCACAUAUAGAAUUAAUUAUAGUAUUUUGUACGACAAGCUUUAGUUGGAAACAGCAAAUAAUGUAGUUAUAACCCCGUAAAGAGUGACAAUAUAUAUACAUUCGCUUGAUAAUAUGUUCACGAAAUCUAAGUACUUAUAGUGCGUUUUUAUGUAAUUUUUAUCACAUUUAUUUAAUUUUAUAUGGUUUUAGAGGUUUUAAGGUUACAUGAUCCCACCAGAAAUCUGUUAAUUUUUUUUUAAUACGAAAGGUAAUAAAAACAUAACUUUUAUUUUCCUUAAAAAAAUCAUACAAAUAUUUUUAUGGCCUUUGAACAUUGACAUAACUUUUUUUCAAAUUGUAUGAACUUAUUUCUUUUAGAAAAUAUCAUUUUAUAAUUGAAAUUCUUAAAUUACGCAGAGAUUAACAGAUAAAUUAGACUCUGUCCACCUCGUUCAAAAUAAAAUGGACACUCACCUAGAAUUUUCUACGUUACCUACGUUAGAGCCAAUAAACCCCGAUGACGUAUAUGAGAACAGACUAAAUAGAAUUCACAGAUUGAAGGAGUGACAGUGUGGUAGCAAAUUAAUUUUUAACAAAGUCUGUAUAAGAAUAGACAUAGGAAAUUUCGGAUAGCUUUUUAGUACAAAAUGUGGUGGAUUAUUGGCGUUUUUUAGAUUAUUUGCACGAGCGUUUUUUAAAAGUCGCGUUUAUUAUGUUAUAUUAAGUGUUUGUUUUUUAGAGCGAGAGUUUGUUACCUGCGUUUACUUUACAAAAAUACCUUUUGAUAUAACUCGAAAUUAAUAAAUAUUUUUCUAUACAAUUUCAAGUAGCAGUAGAUUAAUUAUUCUUUUAAAUUCUAGUUAAAAUUGUAUACAAAAAGAUUUAUAUAUAUUUUUUAAAGUUCAAAUUCGAGUUGAAAUAAAAAAUAAUCAUAUCGGUGUAACUUUUUAAGGGCCUGGCUAAAAACGCUCGUGCUAAUAUGAAUUUGGUCUUGUAUUUUUAAGUCAAAUCGUCAUUAAACUAUACAAUUUUUACAAAAAUGUAAUGAAAUUCUUUACUUGCAUUAGGUAUGUAAUUUACAUGUACAAAAUUUUUAUACCAAUGUAUUUUAAUGUUUAAGUGGCUUAUAAUUUGUAUUUUAGGUGAUCGAUCAUUCCGUAAUAAUUUUUGACUGCACGAUUCCAUCCAUUUUUGUAUGAAUUAAGUAUUUAUUGUUUAAGACGUAUCAUUUUGUGUGUAAACGCUUAUAACGUAUAUUUUUGUACAAUUUUAUUAUGUAUUCGGCGCACGCUAUAGGGUCCUGUCGCUUGGAACGAAAAAGAAGCCUAAACAUUCUUUUGCCAGGAAGACAUCGACGAAGGUUUUGAUUUAAGAAUCUUAAAAAAAAUUCAAAUAUACAAUAUUUUUUAAAAUACCGCUAAAGAGAAGAUGUCAGUUCACACCAGCACGGGAAACUAGGACGGACUCAUAUUAUUGCGUCUCAAAAUUUUACGUUAUUUAACAAAGAAAAAAAAUUUUUCCUUU